Messenger RNA from Colletotrichum navitas, 578 nucleotides. RefSeq lists its product as uncharacterized. The record is from RefSeq and is a predicted model, not a curated record. Lineage: Eukaryota; Fungi; Ascomycota; Sordariomycetes; Glomerellales; Glomerellaceae. The coding region runs from base 195 to 578 and encodes 127 amino acids. The transcript has a single exon.
CCGCUCUUCCACCCACCCCCUGACCCUUGUUGCAAGCCUGCUGUACCGCCUCUCUCUGUCAUGGUGCCGCUUGUUGCUCUCUGCCCUACGGGGAGGUGUCUAGUGCAGAAAACCACGCCUCCCCCCCCCCCAAAUUCCGUCCCUGGCCGCUGGGCGCUGGUCCCUUUCCCUCCUCCUUUGGGGGGGGCAUUACCAUGUGGAGGGGAAAGUUGAUCCACGCCCUCUUGGGUCCCCAAGUUCCAGCAACAGCAAGGCAUGGCCGUCGAACCCAUGUGUGCCCCCUCCCCCGGUCUACAAGUCGUGGUGUCUCUGUCAACAGCAGCGCGGCUCGUGGCCGGAUCUAUAUCAGUCGUGAAGGCCCCAAGGCACUUGAUGGUUGUUUCUCGCCCCCGUCAGUCUUUACAAUCAUCAUCAGUCCCGGAUAUUUGGUCCCAUCGACACCAAAGACGACAACGACGACCAUCUUGCCUCUCUCACGCUUGGACAUAGACAUUGUACACUCCACCGUCUUUGCUUCGGCCUUCUCCUCCUCCUCCUCCUCCUCCUCCUCCUCCUACUCCUCCUCCUACUCCUCCUAA